CAAAUCAUUAGUAAUAUAUACUCUCGUUGUGUAGUUUUAAAGUUAAUUAUUUUGUUUUAAUAAUAGUUAUUUUAUUAGUUAUAAAUUGUGACUUAUUUUCUAUAUAGUGUAUUUAAUAGUUUGUAGUAAAAAUAAAUUGUUUUGUGAUAAUUAAAAAAAUAUAUGUUAUAAUGAUAAUUAAUUGUGUUAAUAUAAAAAAAUAACUCAUUAAACAAAUUAAAUAUUAAUUUUUUAGUUUUUGUAAUAAUAUCAUUUUGUAAAAAUGAAAUCGAUAUUAAUUAGACAAAAUAUAUGUGUUUUGUAUUUAUUAUUAAUAAUCUCUUUUGUAAAGUUGGCACAUAGUACUGAUAAUGAUCCAGAUCAAGAAAAAAUAAAAGUCAAAAAUUGGAUUAUUGUUGACAAAGGAUGGCCACUACAAGACAAUUAUGAUCGAUAUAUUCGUGAAAAAAGUUGGCCAUUCUACUUUACUAAACAAGAUAUACCAAGUGAAUUUAAGUGGAAUAUUCAUAAAAAUAUAAUCGAUGAAUUCAAAAAUAAAACUGAUAAAGUCUUUAAAUUAAGUUUCAAGUAUUGGGAGUAUGGUUCGAGCGAUUUUUGGCCGCAGCCUAAAGUCAUAGCCGAUUGGUACGGAAGUAGCGAUGAGUUAACAAAUUUACAUAUUAUGUAUCAAAAUAAAUAUCGCAAAGACGCUGACAAUGGACUACAAUACUGGAUGCCAGUCGAGUAUAUUAUAUCAUACAAUCAAUUGACAAAAUUUGCAAUUGAUUUCAGAACUGUUUAUAAUAAUAAUCUUAUGGCGUUUAAAGAAAUCAAAUUAGAAUAUUUAGAAGAAUCUGAUAAAUUUCAAGAAGAUAAUGAUAUAAAUUAUGGUUACAUAGAUGUAAAAAUUGAUAGUAAAGAUUACGACACAGUAUAUGUAUUGGAUAAAACACAUAAAGAUACAUAUACUAAGGAAUCAGAUUAUAUAUAUAAACUUAAUUAUAAUUAUUACGGCAACGCUCGUGAUUUGGAAAUCAUAUUUGAAUAUAGAUUAGAAAAUGAUCCAAAAGAAAUAAGAAAUAAAUUUUAUUCGUUUAGAUUAGAAAAUAAAAUUCUAACUGAUAUUACUAUAAAUCUUAAUGAAUUUUUAGCAUUUACAGGGGCUAAUUUCUAUAUUUAUGCUAAAAUUAAAUAUUUUAAAAAUGACCAACCAAAACCUGAACCAUCAAUUGUGACAAUUACUAAGUCAACUGAAAUAACUAAAAAGACAACUAAAUAUCCUAAAUAUUUAUUACCGAUGAAAGAUGGGGUUGAAUGGAAUAAAUUAGAGGAUGGAGAGAGAAGUGUUUGGAAAGAAAUACCACAAGAAAAAUAUUUUACAAUUAAUUACGUAAAUAAUGAUGUAAAAUUUAAAGGUUUAAUUAAUAAUGAACAAAUAACAACGACAUCAUUGGUUAGUCAAUGGAUAAACUGGAAUAAAACACUGUUAUCAGUGCCACUAAAGUAUGAGAUAAGUGUUGAUAAUAGAGAAGAUUUCGAUGGUUUUCGUGUUCGGCCGCAACUAUGCGAUUGGCUGUUCAGGUGUCGCGACGGAACAAUUGUCAGCACUGAUACUGACGACAAAAAGCGAAUCUUUUCAGUAACCUUUGCACCGAUAGACGACAUAACAAAAUUUGUAAAACUACACUUUCAAGUCGACUACUUUAGACCGUCUUAUUUUGUCAGAGAUAAUAUUGCUGAAGCAUCCUAUACAUCAAAGUUCAAUCUAAAACUAAUACAUUUUGGUGACCCAUGUUUUGCUGAACUACAGUCUAGUAAAUGUGUCGGUCAUUAUGAGGAAUGCCAAUCAAUUGACUAUUCAUCUAAUAAUUAUCCAAAUGAUCCACAAUGUCAUUGCUUAUCUGAUUAUUAUCCGGAAAAAGAAUGCAAUAAAAUUAAUUAUUGUGAACAUCUAUACAAAGACAGCAAAAUAACGACUCUCAUUAGUGGAAAUAAAUAUUGUAAUACAUUGGUUACAAACAAAAAAAUUAAGUGUCGACCAAUUCCUAAUGAUUUUGAAUGUUUUUGCGGUACUAAUAAUAAAUUGCCAGAUAAUGAUCUUAUUAAUUGGAAUGCAAUAGAACAUAAAUGCGAACAAAUUGAAAUUAGUGGCAAUUGGGAAAAAACUACUGAUCCGAAAAUAUUUAUUGCACCCGAAAAGCAAGCAAAUAAACUUACAGUUAAUUUUAUACCAGUUUUAUCUGAUUUAGACGUUUGUCUUGAAAUUACUACAACAAUACCUAACAAAGUUGGAAUAAACUUAGAUAUUCAAUAUGAAGAAAACAAUUCUAUAUUACCAAGUUUAUUUUUAUCAAAAACAACAAGUCCACAAAUGUUUCAAUUAUGUUUAAAAGAUUACAUACCUAAUUUACCAGAUAAAUUUAGCGUAAAUUUUUUAGCACCAAAUAAUUUAGAUAAAAAUGAUUUAAAACUCCAAAUUAAAGCUAUUUUGCAAAUUAAAAAAGCGCCAACACAAUAUAUAACAAAUUGGAAGGCUAUGACAAUACAAGAAACAAAAGAUCAAUUAUGGACCCAAUUUCCUAACAAUAAAUUUGGUCAAUUUGAUCCUGAAGAUCCUAUCACUUCAAGAUAUAAAAUGAGUUAUAAAUUUACAGUUAAUGAAAAACUAAUAAAAACUUCACAUUAUUUAAUAACUCCGUGGAUUAAUUAUAACGAGAAUUUUAAAACUACACCAAAAUAUACAUUUACUAUUGAUUUUGAAGAUAAUAAUGAUAAAUUUGGACAAGCUAUUAAUAUUUAUUUACUAUAUCAAAAUGGUAAUAAAAUUACUAGAGAAGUUUUAUGGCAAGACACUACACAUGGAACUGAUAUAAUAGGCAAAUAUAAACCGGAAUUUAGUUUGAAUAAUAUCAAAGAAAAUGACUUUAAGAUUAUCAUUGAAUUUCAAUUUAAUAAUCAAUAUGAUUUUAAGAAAAAAGCUCAAUAUCCAAUAACUGUUAGUGAUAUUAAUAUUGGCGAUAGUUGUUUUGACGAUAUUGGGCAACCAGUUUGUGAUAAUAAUGCAUGUAAUCGUGUUAAACCUAAUAAAUUUCAAUGUGUUUGCCCACAAGGCUUGAAAGGAAUACAUUGUGAGGAAACUGAUAAAUGUACAUUGAAAAGUAAAAUUGAUGGUUUAACGAAUAAUGAGUAUUGUACUUUUUUUGCCAAUGCUGAUUGUCAACAUUUGUCAGAUGAUAAAUUUAUGUGUAAUUGUCCACAACCAUAUUAUCAAUGGAAUCAAGAUCAAUUAAUUUGUGAACAAAAAACUUUUGUAAAGACAAAUUCAAAAACUUGUGAUAAAGGAGAGUGUGGUAUAUUUGAUAGUAUUAAUACAGUUAUGAGAUCUACUAAUGAAUUAAUGCCAACAAUAAAUAGUGCUAAUUAUAAAAAAUUAUUGCCAUUUUAUUUGGGAUUUCAAAAUGAAGGCACAAUUGAGAUACCGGUUCCAAAACAAAAAUCUUCGGACCCUAAGAUUAAUAUCGAUACGUGUUUGAAACUGCAAUACAAGUUAUCAACGACUAAAUCAAAACUAAUGGUUGCUUAUAAUGACAAUAAACCCAUAGAAUUGAAUACAAUUGAAUAUAAACCCGACGGAGAGCUAAUUAAUUGGCAAAAUGAAAUAGUGUGCGCCAAUCAAAUUAGUAAAAAUGUGGAUGAAAAGUCACCCAUACAAACAUUUAUAUUAAAUCCAUCAAUUUAUUCAAAAGAUAGUGAUAUGGUUGCCGUCAAAAUUGAACAAAAAUUUGUUGAUCGAUCAGAUGGUGUUCCGUAUGAAAAAUUAAGUCCAAUACCAUUUUUAACUGCAUUUAGCGAUAAUGAUAAAGAAAAGGAUAUAAAUUUCACUUCAAGUCAUCAAUGGGUUACGCAAUUUCCCUAUAAAAUACAAAAACCAUACUGGUCAUUUAUUCCUGAUAAGAUUUCAGUUAUUACAUUUUCACCUCAAAUAAAUACUAAUAAUGAAAAUUAUGUGUCAACAUUAUAUAGUAAUUGGAUUGAACCUGGUCAAUCAAGACAGUUUACAUUGAAUUUUGUAAUUACUAGUGAAUAUAAAGACUUUGCAAUUGAAUUUUUAUUAUUUGAUGAAACUAUGAAUGAAAUAACGCAAUUAAACAAAUUAAUUAUUGGUGAUCCUCUAAUUUUGCCAAAUGUUGAUAUAUCAUAUAAAAAAGACUCACAAAUUGCUAAAAGUUUUGAUAAACAAGAAAAAAUAUUUAGAUUAGGAUUAAGAGUUACUUAUAAAAUACAGUCAGCAAAACAAUUAAUUAAAAUUGAAUCAGUCAAUUGUGGUGAUCCCUGUUUUGACAGUGAAAACAAUCAUUUUUGUCACGGAAACGGUCGGUGCAAAAGUCUUAAACCUUAUACACCUGAAACUAGAUCUUGUGAAUGUAAGGAUGGUUUUACAAAACAAUCACAUUGUAAAAUACAAGAUUUUUGUCAAUCAAGUGUUGAGCUACCAAAUGCUAAUACAGGCUAUGAAUAUUGUAAAAUACACUAUUUAGGCAAUUGUGUAUCUAAUACUUAUAAUUCAUAUAAAUGUGAUUGUAAUAACACAAACACACAAUACUAUGAUAAUCGUAAAUUAACAUGUGUGUCUCUACCAAAAUGUUUGUCUACCAGUUGUAGCGAUCCAUUAACACAACAGUGUGUAGAAUCAGAUAAAGACGAACCCAAAUGUAAGUGUAUAUUCAAUGAAAGGGUACAAUAUGUCGAUGAAAAUGAAGGAAAUGGUGAUCUAAAGUGUGUGCCAUUUGAUUAUUGUAAUCAAAAACAUCAGCUAUUGUUGCCUAAAGAAAACCGCAAUUCAGACCCGUGUGGGACAGGAAUUAAUAAUACAAUAUGUCUAUCAUUUAAAAUGACAUAUGAAAAUUCAAAAUGGGUUCCUCAUUAUAAAUGUGCAUGUAAACCUGGAUUCAAGACAAACAUAGAGGGGAAUAACAAAAUUAGUUGUACAUCACAUCGUUGUGAUAUAAGUUCUUCUAACAAAUGCGAACAAAAAUGCAAUAAUGUUCAUAACAUUGUCGAUGGAUAUACCUGUGAAUGUGACUCUAAAUAUACUAAAGAUGGAGAAUAUAAUUGUUUAAAGAAAUCUAGUGAAACAUGUGAUUGUAUUAAACCCGGUUGGUGUGGAUCUGAUGGCAAGUGUCAGUGCAAAAAUGGAUUCAAAGUUGAUGAUAAUACUGGAAAAACAUGUAUACCAUCAACAAUUUCUGUAGAUAAAUCUGUUUGUUUGAAUGGAAAAACUAAACUAUUGAACAAUGAAAUAGUAUGUGACUGUCCGUCAAAAGGUUAUACACUUGAAGACGGUAUGUGCAAACCGAUUGAUGUCUGUGCUAAUGGUCAACCAGGACAACAGGAUUGUGCAAACAAAAAUGCAACAUGUAUUUCUAAUGCCAAACAACCAGAUCUGUAUGAGUGUCGAUGUUUGCCCGGAAAGUAUAGAUCUCUUAAAUUAACAUUUGAAACAAACCAAACCUAUUGUAUGGAUUAUUGUCUAUACGAUCGACGCCAUGAAAAAUGUGAGGCAAUUAAUGCCGACUGCAAUCCAGUGAUUGAGCCAAAAGCUAAAGAGGAGCUAAAAGAUUUUUGUCGUUGUAAACCGGGAUUUAGAAUUACGGACAACAGUAAUAAAUGCGAUUUAGCUAUAAAAUCGUUAAAAUUAACAAUUAAUUUGCAAAACUUAAAUACAAUGCUUCAACCUGAUACAUUUUUAAUUAACGAUAAAAUCGUACAUGAUGAUGGAUACACAGAUUUAUUUGAAUAUUAUGAUUUAUUACACAAACAAUCGUUACGUAAUAUGGAUAUUGAAAGACAAAAAUCGUUUGAUUACUAUCGAGCCGUUGAACUCAACGAUAUAUUGACAUUCAUUAAAUUGAGUAUCGGUUCGACAACAUUUAGUCCGGAUAACUAUAUUAAACCUGAUUCUAUACAACUGGCCAUACAAUCGUGUAAUUACGAUAAGACUAGCAAAAGCAAUAAAUGUACAAUUGUGGUGGCAUUGGAUAAAUCAGCUAGGGCAAAUGAUUUGACUACUUUGUCCGAUGAAUUCAAAAAUUUAUGUUACAAUGAUGGCAGUGGUAAAUGUUUUUUCCCGGUCCAUAUGAAACCAUUGCCGCCGCCAAAGCCUAAACCCAGUUCAACAUUGAAACAAUUAAAGUCAGACAACGACGACGACAUACCUUCAAAUUAUUUUACUAAACAAGACAUUACAUUUGUUAUCGAAUCAAACAGUAUGACAACUCCUGAAGUAUUUAAGCGUUGUAAAGAUGAAGAAAGUGCUUCAAUGUGCGGAACGUAUGCCAAUUGUGUUGAGGGAACCAAUACUAGUCUAUCACUGUUUAGCUGUUUAUGUAAUACAAAAUUUUUCAAUAUUAACGGAUCAGUUAUUAUUGAAACUGAUGAACCCGAAUAUAGAGUUAUCCGACAAAUUUGUUCAAUGAGACCGACAAAAUCAAUUUGCAACGAUGUGUGCAAAUCUUACGGUGCAAAUAGCGUCUGCCAGGAAAACCUGGUCGCACCCAUACAUGAAGUUAAUUCAUGGACAGUACACACACAAAAUCUGUGUCAAUGCGCCCAAUCGUUUAAGCUUAGUGCCACCAAUGCAACCUGUAUCGGCGCGUGUGAAGGCGUCAACUGUAAUGACGGCAAAUGUGUAACCACUGGACAAAACGGAUACGCGUGUCUGUGUGACAGCAAAUACACGGGUCAGCACUGCGACGAAAAACUGGGUGAAGGCGGUUGGAUUGCAGGCAUUGUUGUGUUGGCCGUAUUGGUGGUCAUAGUGUCGGGUGCGGCCAUCUUUUUCUGUCGUCGUAAUGUUGUUGUUGUCAAUAAUAAUAAAGGAGUCGAGGGAAGGGCGUACAGUCAACGACAUCAUUUGCAGUAAGAAAUUAAUAUUCAUGACUACCGAAGCCAACGAAUAUGAUAUCCAGAAAACGCCAGUCUAUGUGUGAUAUAUGUCAUCAAUAAUAGUCAAUAUAAUAAUAAUUAUCAUUAUUUCUAAAUACAUUUAAUACUAUUUAAUCUAACUAUAUAUAUAUAU
This is a messenger RNA of Oppia nitens, 7057 nucleotides long. RefSeq lists its product as uncharacterized. Lineage: Eukaryota; Metazoa; Arthropoda; Arachnida; Sarcoptiformes; Oppiidae. The record is from RefSeq and is a predicted model, not a curated record. Bases 263 to 6901 code for a protein of 2212 amino acids. The transcript is spliced from 20 exons.